Molecule: messenger RNA, 9910 nt
Organism: Xyrauchen texanus (razorback sucker)
Lineage: Eukaryota; Metazoa; Chordata; Actinopteri; Cypriniformes; Catostomidae
Product: calmodulin-binding transcription activator 1-like
Exons: 24
Coding region: 71-5497 (1808 amino acids)
Biological process (GO): regulation of transcription by RNA polymerase II
Cellular component (GO): nucleus
Molecular function (GO): protein binding; double-stranded DNA binding; transcription coregulator activity
Source: RefSeq, a predicted model, not a curated record
GUCCUCGGCGUGAACGCGCGUGGUACCCAACGCUCGUGAAGAGGAGGAGGAUGUGGCGCGCGGAGGGGAAAUGGCUGCCGAAAACAAGCCGGAAGGACUGAAGAAAAUCCGUAAUCCGGAUCGAAUGUACAGAUCAGCAGUGUGUUAUUCAGCCCAUGCUCCUCCUAAGAGUGUCGGUGAUGACACAGAGACGAACACUGAACAUGGACAUUUGAAAAUAUACCUGCCCAAAAAGCUGCUCGAAUGUCUACCAAAAUGCUCCACGUUGCCAAAAGAAAGACACAGGUGGAACACCAAUGAGGAAAUUGCAGCAUACUUGAUAACAUUUGAAAAGCAUGAAGAAUGGUUGACAACAUCCCCUAAAACAAGGCCACAGAAUGGGUCGAUGAUCCUGUACAAUAGGAAGAAGGUGAAGUACAGAAAGGACGGCUACUGCUGGAAAAAAAGGAAAGAUGGGAAGACCACGCGGGAGGAUCACAUGAAGCUCAAAGUACAGGGAGUGGAGUGUCUGUAUGGCUGUUAUGUCCACUCCUCCAUUAUCCCCACCUUCCACCGCAGGUGCUACUGGCUUUUACAGAACCCAGACAUUGUGCUGGUCCACUACCUGAACGUGCCAGCCAUCGAGGAUUGUGGGAAGCCAUGUGGGCCCAUUCUGUGCUCCAUCAACACAGACAAGAAGGAGUGGGCCAAGUGGACAAAGGAGGAGCUCAUUGGCCAGCUGAAACCCAUGUUUCAUGGCAUCAAGUGGACUUGCAGCAAUGGGAACAGCAGCUCUGGCUUCUCUGUGGAGCAGCUGGUGCAGCAGAUACUGGACAGCCACCAGACCAAGCCUCCUCCCCGGACUCACAACUGCCUCUGCACGGGCACACUGGGCGCCGGGAGCAGUGUGCAUCAUAAAUGUAACAGCGCCAAGCACCGCAUCAUCUCUCCAAAAGUGGACCCUCGCUCAGGUGGCUACAGCAGCGGUCACUCUGAGCUCCAGAAUAAUGAUGUCUCGGAGGGUAAAACAGAACACAGCCACAGCAGCAAGAAUAAUGCAGGUACAGGAGGAGGGAGUGUACGUGAGAAACGCAACGGCAAAGUCCACAAACCUGUACUGCUACAUCAGAACAGCACUGAGGUCUCAUCUACCAAUCAGGUGGAAGUGCCAGAUACUACACAGAACUCUCCUGUGUCCAUCAACAGUGGGCUAAACUCUGAUCCUGACAUGGCUGACAGCCCAGCAGUCACAGGCAUGGGCCAUGUGGCCUCCGUCAUGGGCAGCCUAUCCCAGAGUGUCUUCAUGUCUGAGGUGACUGGGGACCCCGUCUACAGCAUGUCCCCCUCUGGAGGUCCCAAUGCUCAUAUCAUGGGCCAUGAUGCCACCUCCCACAGCCUGGUUUUAGCUGUCACCUCUGACAGCCACAAGUUUGCCUUUCCUGGUAGUGGAACGGCAGAUGCCGGUGGUCCUGGAGCAGAUGGGCUGUCCAUGCUGUCUGCAUCCGGUGUCUCUGAGGAACUUGUUCUCUCCAGUAGCCUAGACUCAGGUAGCAUUAAAAUCCCCGAAACCACUAUGAACUUUGAUCCUGACUGCUUUCUAAAUAACCCGAAGCAGGGCCAGACAUAUGGGGGAAGUGGAUUAAAACGGGAGAAUGGUUCAUCUGGUGCCUCAUCCUCCUCAAUAGCUAGCACUAAUGGUUUGCAACGCUCGCCAUCUAUAUCCGAUUCAAACUAUGGCUUCAGUUCUGCACUGGUGAAAAACAUCAAGACAGAGGACACUUCCUUCGAACAACAGCUGGCCAAAGAAGGGAGCUACCAGGUGGGGGCAGUAGUGAGUUGUAGUGUUUCCAGUGGUUCAGGCAGCCAGAACUCACUAACCUUGACCCCAGCUGCCUCUCUGCUGCCUUCUGGAGGAGGCCUGAGUCCCAGCACCACACUAGAGCAGAUGGAUUUUAGUGCCAUCGAUGCAAAGCAGGACUACUCCUCCAGUGCCACAGCAGUAGGUUAUGGCCAGGCAAUGAACAACUUGGCUCACCAGAACCAAUCUACAGGCUUCUUUCUUCAUGAUGCACCACAGCCACCCCAGACCCAGCAGGCUAGGCAGAGCUCUGGCCAGAAGACCCACCUACUAGAACAUAACUCCCCUGAUGGGGCAUACAUGGGUCUGCAGGUUGUGAAAACAGAAUCGCCUAGCAGUAAUGGCCACCUGCAACACCAUCACACACACCAUGGCCAGCACAGAGCUGACUGCAAUGGGGGCUCACCCACAGAAGGACAGGGGCAGACUGGCCCCCUUCAGCUCCUGCAGUACCAGGGGAGUUAUCCAAGUCUUGGUCCAGAGCAUGAGGAGGUGGUUGGCAUGAAUCAGAGCCACAAUGUAGGGUCUGUUCAGACUGGGGCCACAGUGAAUGGAACAGAUGGUUUGCUGAAGUCUGGUGAUCACCUACAGGCAUGCGGAGGGGGAAAUGGAGAGAGUGGAGAAACUGAUCACUUCAUACAGCAGGGCUCUGAGAAUGGAGUAGGGCCUGAGGCAGUGGCUUUGAGGAAUGGAAAUGGCACGAGCGGACCCAACAAUGCCUCUCAACAGCAACUCCAGCCACUGCUUCAAGGAGCUCAUUUGGUUCAGGGGCUCUACAACACUGUGGGGGCUCACCAUGGGCUUAGUGGAGGAGCCAACAGUGCAGGAGGCACAGGCAUGGAAAUCAGCUUGGAUCACUUUGACAUCUCUUUUGGAAAUCAGUUUUCUGACCUAAUCAAUGACUUCAUCUCAGUGGACAGUGGGGCAACUGCUGUAGGGGCAGCAGGCACAUUGUACACCCAUCAGUUGGUGGCUCCAACUGGGUCAGAUGUAACAGCCACCUCGGGUGGAAACCAACAGCAAGGUCAAGAGGAUGUAACCAAUAGGGCAGCAGGAUACAGCCCCUCAGAGCUCUGCCUCCAGUCUUGCUGUAGCCCCCAAUCUUUAGGUGGAGGUGUGGGUGGUGGGGGAGGAGCAGGAGAGACAGGCCCGCUGGCCUACAUGCAUGUUGCUGAAGUAGUGUCAGCAGCAGUGGCCCAGGGCACUCUGGGAAUGUUGCAGGCCACUGGGCGCCUUUUCAUGGUCACUGACUACUCUCCAGAAUGGUCCUAUCCUGAGGGUGGAGUGAAGGUGUUAAUCACAGGACCAUGGCAGGAGGACAGCAGUAGCUAUGCUUGCCUGUUUAAUCAGAUCUCUGUCCCGGCCUCCCUCAUCCAGCCUGGAGUAUUACGUUGCUACUGUCCUGCACAUGACACAGGCUUGGUGACUCUGCAGGUGGCAGUAAGCAGUCAGAUCAUCUCUAACUCAGUGGUGUUUGAGUAUAAAGCCCGUGCACUGCCAUCUCUGCCUUCAUCCCAGCACGACUGGCUGUCUCUUGACGAUAACCAAUUCAGAAUGUCCAUCCUGGAACGGCUGGAACAGAUGGAGCACAGGAUGGCUGAGAUGGCCGGUCAGCAGCAGCAGAGCAGCGGAGGAACAGCAGGGGCUGGAGGGGGAGGAGGAGGCAAUGGAGGCUCUGAUAGCCAGUCUCAGUGUGUCUCGGGACAGGCAGGAAGCUCCUUUGAGAGUCGUGUUGUAGUUGUUUGUGAAAAGAUAAUGAACCGGGCCUGCUGGGCCAAGUCUAAACACCUGAUUCACUCCAAAACCUUCAGGGGCAUGACCCUGCUUCACCUUGCUGCAGGCCAGGGCUAUGCCACCCUCAUCCAGACUCUCAUCAAAUGGCGCACAAAGCAUGCAGACAGCAUUGAUCUGGAGCUUGAGGUGGAUCCUCUCAACGUGGAUCACUUUUCUUGUACUCCACUGAUGUGGGCUUGUGCUUUGGGUCACCUAGAGGCAGCAAUAGUCUUGUAUAAAUGGGACCGGAGAGCACUGGCCAUUCCAGACUCCUUGGGCCGCCUGCCUCUUUCCAUCGCCCGCUCCCGUGGCCACACCAAGCUUGCGGAGUGCCUGGAGCAGCUCCAGAGGGAGGAGCAGCAGCAGACUCCUUCCUCCCUCCCCCCAACCUCCAGCAUGUCUUUCUCUCCUAACCCUGACAUCCCCACCUCCAAUAGCUGGAUGGUCAACUGGAGCAGUGACAGUAUGGUGGCUCCCAACAGGCAGAGCACUGGUACAGCCACCACCACAACAACCUCUUGCACCAACCAGAACCCUGAUUUGAGAAGGCCAAGAUCAGAGCCUUCCAACUAUUACAGUAACGAGUGCCAGCGGGAUCUUCCUCUUGCCAAGAAACACAAGCCCAACCCUGAGUUUGCGCAUGCACAGCUGGAUAAACCAAUGUCAGUUCCCUUGAGCAUGGAGCAGCAGAAACAAAAUCUGUCAACCAGCCCUAAGACCCUCCCCUCCAACCCAACCAGCCCUGAAAAGAAUGUCUCUAAGGAGGGUUUGGGGACAGGGGGGAUCCCACCAGCUAAGACGGGGUCUUUCCGUGGAGGGCAUAAGUGGAGCUCUAGAGAGGUUCUCAGGAAGGGCAGUGGCAGUGGUGGCAGCAGCAUUGGGAAGGAGAAACUGGCCAGCCGCCUCAGACAGCGUGGGGAACCCCUGAGCAUGUUAGGAAUGGGGGGGAGGGAGAUGGUAAACACAGAAAUGCUCUCCUACAAGGAUGAUCUGGAGAACCAGGACUGCCUCUCACACAUGGAGGAUCUGCAGGCAAAUAUGAUGAGCUUGGCGGAGCACAUCAUCGAGGCCACUCCGGAGCGUAUCAAGCAAGAACAUUUUCCACUGGUGGAGUCUGCUCCUCUGGACAACAGUGGGCUCACCAACACCAUGAGCUGGCUGGCCAGUUACCUGGGGGACGUGGAACACCUGCCCAGCAUCAUCCACUUGAGUCCCAUUUACAGUGAAACCCUGACCCCUUCCUCCAACCCUAGUCUGAGCCUGGGCAACUCCUCCAUGCGUGAGGGCCUGUUUGAGAAGCCGAAAUUGCCUGCCCCCGCCGAGUGGAGUGAGUUUCUCCAAACCUCCAACAGCAAGGUGGAGAGAGAACUAGCCCAGCUCACCCUGUCUGACCCCGAGCAGAGGGAACUCUACGAGGCUGCACGGCUGGUGCAGACUGCUUUCCGCAAGUACAAGGGACGCCCGCUGCACGAGCAACAGGAAGUUGCCACAGCUGUAAUUCAACGCUGUUACAGGAAGUACAAGCAGCUAACAUGGAUAGCCUUGAAGUAUGCACUUUAUAAGAAGAUGACGCAGGCCGCCAUCCUUAUCCAGAGUAAGUUCCGCAGUUACCACGAGCAGAAGAAGUUCCAGCAGAGUCGGCGGGCGGCCAUGCUAAUCCAACAAUGCUACCGCAGCUACAGAGAGUUUGGUCGGCUGAGGCCUCACCACCGAGUGGCUACUGCUGCCUUGGUCCAGCACAAACUCAGAAGCAGUCUGCUCACCAAGAGGCAGGAUCAGGCCGCCCGCAAGAUCAUGAGGUUUCUCCGUCGCUGCCGCCACAGCCCCUUGAUGGAUAAUAGACUAUUCAAGCGGAGUGAGAGAAUUGAGAAAGGCCAGGGAACAUGAGAGCGUUCAGAAGAGCCCCCUCACAAUGUGACAUUACUCUCCAGACUCUUCUUUUCAAUUUUUCUGUUUCAACCUGAGACGUUUUAAAAGAGGAAAAAAAUAGCAAGAACACUGCAACUCUUAAUAUGACUGAUAAUUCUACAACUGCUACUAUACAACAUCAUUUUUUUCAUAUCUCUUUAUUCCUUCUAUCUUUUAUGAGGGAAAGAGCCAAACUCUGUGGAGCAAAACAGACAUAAAAGAUGUUGUUUUUGGAGGAACUACAUUUGCUUCAGUGGCAUUUUUUGCACUUUUUAAAGGAUUGAUUUGUCAUUUUGGAGGAGUGUUUAUGUUUGAAAAAGGGAAAGAAUGCUGAAUUGGACAGACAAAGUCCUACUCUUCAGUGGCUCAUUGAAAGAAGAUAGAAAGAUGGUGACAAAUAUGGAGUCGACACAGAAACAUGGCCGGGCCUGUUACAAGUGUAUUACAUAGUUUUGAAAAAAUAGAUGAAAUUAUACGUUUAAUGGGUAAAAUUGUUACCAAAAAUGGUGAAUAAUUAAUUGAUUGAUUUUUGUACAAUUAAGCUUUAAUUCACAGCCAGACAAAUUAAUCACAAACAUCUUCCAGUCUGUCCAUUAUGGUCACCCGUCCUCUCCUAGCUACAAGGGGAAUGGGCAGCUAAUGAAUGUAAGAGGGAAAUUUGCAGGUGUGAUGUGUCAAAUUCAAAUUUUAUUUUGCUAACAUUGCAUAUGUGCAUAAAAUCAUGAACUACUUUCAAACUGAUGAUAUCAUCCAUUGAUUUAUUCCACAUUACUGUAUCUCCAAUGAAUUAUAUGGUCAAAAUCAACAUCACCUCUAAAGCUUAAUUCCAUUUGUUAGCCUGUGCUAAGCCCAAUGUUAUCGAGUAAAGAAAAGUACAGUGUGGUGGAUUGCUCUAGGCAGAUCUUGUCUUACUUGAAACUAAGCCACUGUCUUUUUGUUCAUAUUGUUUCAAACUCCAAAUUAUGUACUGGAGACACCAAAAGACACCAUUACCUCUGCCCAUAAUUUACAAUUGGCAAGUUAGUUAUAGGCUUCUUUGUUCCUUUACCGAAUACUUUCAGGCUUGUAAUGGUCAUCGGUGAAGCUUUUGUUUGGCUAAAAAAUAACUUCAGAGGUCUUUUCAAGCCUUUAAAAUGACAAUUACAUGCAUUGCCUUGAUAUCUUUCACAUACUUUGAAGAAAUCCCAUGGCCGGAGUAAGACAAAUCCAUAUUUUUGACAACUGUGCGGUUCCUGUACAUAAUGUGGUUUGCUGGUACAUGAGUGGGAUUGUAUCUUAGAAAUAUAUUAUUUUACUCAUCAAAAGGGAUCAAAACAGAUUAGCAUCAAAAUCUGAAUAUUUGUAUAGUUUUCUUUGAAUGCCUAAGAAGUAUGGUUGUAUUGUUUGUACAUAGUGUAAAUACCUGGGAUAAAGACAAGCUGCUGUAUGUGCAUGACAGGAUGAACAAAAAUACAAAAAAGAAGCAUUAGUGGCUAUUCAAGCCAUUCAAGUACACUAUAAGAGUAUUUUAUUUUCCUUUGACUGUUCUUGAGAAGAACAUUUUGCUGAAGCAUGACUUUCCUGCGAUUAUGAAAAAUACUGUAUUUACGAGGUAAAUUAUCAUUAGGCAAAAAGGUUAUGUUUACAUUUGUUUGUUUGUUUGUUUUCGGGGCUACCAAGAAUCGUUUUGCCAAUGAUGCCAAGUAAAGUGAAUGCUACUGCUUAACACAGGACGCUUUCUGAACUGAUAAUCAUGUGGAACAAUGUGAUCAAAUUCACCUCCAUUCAAUGGCAUAACCAGUCAACACAGAAAGGGUCUCAGGUCAUGGUGUAUUUCAAAAAGGAUUUUUAAGUUUCUCACAUAUCCCAUUUAGUUUUUGUAUUUAUUUAUUUAUUUAUUUAUUUAUUUUAUAUUUUUUUUUUUUAAUUAUUGUCAGUACUUUUGUAAUGUCAAUGAGAUUAGAUUUAGUUUUUUGGUAUGUAUGGGUUCUUCAGAAAUAGUGGCACUAACUCCAGCUUUAAGUGCAAAGGUUUGAUUUAUUUAUUUAUUUUUCAACAAGAUGUGCACAAAACCUUUUAAGCUGACAGUUAAGACCUAGAGUAAACAGUUUAUCUUUCUCACAUACAGUAAGCUAAAACAAAGAUGCUGAAGCUACACUUCUACACUAAAUGAACAACAAGAGAAGAGAUUUCCUGUUAUGCAUGUAAACUGGAUUCUUUUGGUUAUAAAUACGUUGCCAUCGAGUGGCCGAUGACCUCCAAGAUCAAUACAUUUUGCCAGUGUUGCGGUGGCUUUUGAAAAUGAUUACAUAUUCGCAAAGAAAUUAGUAAAUAUAUGAAUAUGUGUGUUAUGAGACCUGAAAAGUUCCAGUUCAAUUUCCCCUCAUGUUCAAUUGUUAAAAUGCGUUGGAAGUGCCUGAUCAUGUUCUAAUUCCAGCGAGCAGUGUGUCUGCAUGUACGGUUUAUAAGGGAAUAACUGGCAUUAGCAAGAAGUCAAUUACGUCCAUUUUGCUUCAUGCUGAAAUUCCAUUAUUUAACUUGUUUUCCUUGGGGUUUUUUGUCCAUACCUGCUCAAGUAAACCUGUUUCAUUUUAAUGCACCAAGAAUUGAUGGGUUUGUCAUAGCUCAUGUCCUCUAUCGGAACUGCCAGAUGAACCCACAAGGACUGCAGAUUUUAGUCCUGUGUUUCUUGCCUUGCAUUCAUCAUUCCGGUAGCAGUUUUAAGUUGUCAGCUGAUGCACUGUGGCGGCAACUUGAGUCUUAUUAUGCUUGCAUGGGUAACAUAGAUAACCAGGUGGCUAAACCACCCAAAGCAUGCUUAUUUUUGUAGAUUUGGUAGUCAGGUAGACUUGUUGAAGAAAUGCGUUCUGUAAAGCAGAUGGUUUCAUGGUUUGCAGAACUUCUUAAGAAUGAGGGCUUCUAAAUGGACAGCAGACACAACUUGCAGUACAAAAUCAUCAGUACUCGUACUUACAGGGCCGUCAUGAAUCAUUUUUUUAAUUUUUUUUUUAUUCGUAAUAGGGAUUGAAUUCAGUUUCACUCCACUUUACUCCAUUGACAUUUUAUUUCUACAACAUCAUAACCACAAACAAAAAAAACAGGUCAAAACGUGUACCUCAAACACACCACAGAACUGUUUCCAUAUCCACGUUAAAGUGUCCAUGGCACUAGUACAGUUGAAACCUCGGGUGUGAAUCUCGCCGCUCACUGUCGAGUUCACUUUUGUAACUUAACUCAGGUGCCAAACCGGAGAAAGGGAAGUGGAGCAGGUAACUUGAGAAUUAGCUGCUACUUAUUGGGAAAUGAGCCAGUCCAUCCUGAUCAAAUGACUGUGAUUCUGAAUAUGUCAUGCUUUUUUUUUUUUUUUUAAAUCAACUAUGUGAGCUGAGUUGACAUACAGAAGAAACUUCCAUUGCCCCUGAAACAGAGUGGCAUUGGUGUUGUAAGAGUGCUCAAGUCCAUUAAAAUGGAAUAGGUCCGUAUAAAUGUGUCACAUUCUGUAUUAACUGUAUAAACACACUGCCGUGGAUAUACUGUAUCACAAUAAUGAAAUGAAGUGCUGCUCACAUCUAACCAUUAUGAUAGCCAUAGAUAUGCGUUUUAAUAAGAAGAAUAGAUGUAGUUUAUAAUUACCAGACAAUAACCUCAUUUGGUUGCAUACGGGUUCAUUUUGAGAGUUCUACUUUAAUUGUAUCACAGAUACCUCUUCAUUUUUGUUUUUCUAUCACAUCACCAACUUCCUAGAGAGACUGGCUUUGCUCCUUUUCUUUUUACUGCUUACCAUUUUUUAGAAAGGUAGACACAGGGAAAACAGGGCCCACCAAGUUUUACCACUAGUGGACACUGAGCAAUAAGCAAUUCCUGAAGUGGAGAACUGUAGACUUAAUGAGGACAGUGACCUGUUGGAUAUUCGUAGCUGAUUUACUCUCAUGCAAAUGGCAGUAUUGUGAGAUUAGAAUGCAGUAGUUUAAGGACAGUGCUUAUAUAACACCCUUCAUGGAACUGCACGUUUUCAUCCCUCUCAAACACAGAAAAUAGUGGUCCUGCUUUUAUUACAAGCUACACUUAGGGCUCUACACUUUGCAUGUUAAACUAGUGUUAGAUCUACUUUCAUCUCCUCUCUUGCUGUCUUUCUCUCUGUCUUUUCCAGUUAUGUAGCCCUCUCCCUUCCAAGUACCCCUACUGAGUUCUGCCCCUUUUCCUUUUCUUUUUUAAAUGUCUGUUUUUCUUCCCUCCCCUGGUUUAAACAAUUUAUUUUUGUAAAUGUGCAUGUUAAAGAGACACUGAAUCGGUGGAUAUGUUAAAAAAAGAGAAUUCAGCUGCUGAAGCCAUGCAAAAUGUUUUGAAUUGCCCUUAAAAUAUGAAAGAUGUUUUCUGAAUGCUUUAUAUUCUCUCUGCUGUAAAAAUAAUAAA